Rattus rattus (black rat) is the source of this 3613-nucleotide messenger RNA. RefSeq names its product mohawk homeobox (gene Mkx). Gene Ontology annotation, biological process: muscle organ development; regulation of transcription by RNA polymerase II; cell development. Bases 182 to 1252 code for a protein of 356 amino acids. Gene Ontology annotation, cellular component: nucleus. The record is from RefSeq and is a predicted model, not a curated record. Gene Ontology annotation, molecular function: DNA-binding transcription factor activity, RNA polymerase II-specific; RNA polymerase II cis-regulatory region sequence-specific DNA binding. Lineage: Eukaryota; Metazoa; Chordata; Mammalia; Rodentia; Muridae. The transcript has 7 exons.
GUUGGAGCUUGCGCCGAGAACAUGCGGCGGGGAUGGGAGUGUGCCUAGUCCUGAGACCGGACAACCAGCCACAGGCUGAGGUCUUCGCGGCCACAGAACCCGAGCCCUGCAGCGGAGCUCCUGGUGGCCGGACUCCGAGGCGCUGCGGCAAGGCCGCCGCGCGUCCCUGUCAGCCCUUACCAUGAACACCAUCGUCUUUAACAAGCUUGGGGGAGCUGUGCUUUUUGAAGACCGAGGCACCCCAGAUCGGGAACGUGGCAGCCGGCCAUACGGCGGCGUCCUGGACAAUCCACACACAGGCCCAGAGGUGGGCAUUCCAGACGGCCCGCCCCUCAAGGACAACCUCAGCCUGAGACACCGGAGGACCGGGGCGAGGCCUGGAGGGAAGGUGAGGCACAAGCGACAGGCCCUGCAAGACAUGGCGCGGCCGCUUAAGCAGUGGCUUUACAAGCACCGUGACAACCCGUACCCUACGAAGACUGAGAAGAUACUCUUGGCUCUAGGCUCGCAGAUGACGCUAGUGCAGGUGUCAAAUUGGUUCGCUAAUGCUAGACGACGGCUGAAGAACACUGUCCGGCAGCCGGAUUUAAGUUGGGCCUUAAGAAUAAAGUUGUACAACAAGUACGUUCAGGGCAACGCCGAGCGGCUCAGUGUGAGCAGUGCGGACGACUCCUGCUCUGAAGAUGGAGAAAACCCCCCAAGAACUCACAUGAACGAAGAGGGCUAUAGCACCCCUGCCCACCACACUGUGAUUAAAGGGGAGAGCUCAGCGAUAAAAGCUGGUGGGAGACCGGAGUCAAGGGCAGCUGAGGACUAUGUGUCACCGCCCAAGUAUAAGAGCAGCUUGUUGAACCGUUACCUUAACGACUCUUUGAGACAUGUCAUGGCCACCAGCACUGCCAUGAUGGGGAAAACGAGGCGAAGGAACCAUUCGGGGUCUUUUAGCUCGAAUGAAUUUGAAGAAGAACUGGUGUCUCCAUCAUCAUCAGAAACUGAAGGCACCUUUGUCUAUCGCACAGACACCCCAGACAUUGGAUCUACUAAGGGUGAUAAGGGUGACAGCACUGCUAACAGAAGGGGGCCAAGCAAGGACGACACAUACUGGAAGGAGAUCAACGCAGCCAUGGCCUUAACAAACCUCGCCCAGGGAAAAGACGAAGCGCAGGGGACGACCACCAGUUGCAUCAUCCAGAAGUCUUCCCACAUAGCAGAAGUAAAGACAGUCAAGCUGCCACUGGUGCAGCACUUCUAGAGUGGCCAGGGAGUGCUGGGCUUGUCAGUGGGUUUGUUUGUUUGUUGUUGUUUUUGUUUGUUUGUUUUUUACCUUAAUCCUCAUCCUAAGAGCCAAAGCUGGGGUGAAGAGGACUCCCAUUUAAACCUCCUGAGUUCAACUAUCCUAAAUAUAUCCGUUGCUUCUAUAAAAAGACGUAUAAGUUAUAAAAAUUCAUUUUAGUCAAAAAUAUUAACUUAUUUUAUGUUACUGAAACUAUGCAUAAAGCGUCUGCAUUGCCAUUACAGUAAGUGCCUUGCUUCCCUGAGGUAAGCUCCAACGUGGGCACAGUGGAGCGCUGUGCCUCAAACCGUCAACGCCAACACUUGCUAGGCUACAUCACUCCGGACUGGCCCAGGACUGAAGCCAACCGCGGAAAGCUCCCGAAACAAACUCAGUCAUUCACACGGUCAAACUUGGAGAUCUGUUCAGCCCAGAUGAGGUGAUCUUUUAUUUGCCUUUUAAUGCCUUCAGGACUGGAAACUGUUCUUUGUGUUUUCCAGGGCGAUGGUGAGAAUUUUAUGUGUGGGUUUUGUUUGCAUAUCUGAUAGGUUAGCACAUCCAAAAUGGAAGGCCCAGCAGGGCCACGUGAUGCGUACGUUUAAGAAGAGAUGCUUUCAAAUCGGUUUAACCUUGCCAGAGUAUAUUGUCGUGAGGAAUUGUUUUCCCAAGCACGGUUGGAAAGUAUCCCAAAGCCCUUUACAACUAAUUGGGAUUUUUUUUCCUGAGGUUUUAAAAAGAACCUUAUUAUAUAAAUCUUUGAAUUUUUUUCCUGGGUAAAACUAAACCUAAAGUUUAGUUUUAAAUUAUAAUCUUGUUUGCAUUAGAGCUCAGGGUUCCUUUGUGAUGGAAGCCGCUUUCAUAUGGAGUAACUAGAAGCGUUUUAUUGGUUCAUUUCAAAUCCCAGUUCAGAUGGACAAUUUGUAUUGCAAUGAGAAGACAACGAAGAAAAUAAUCUCUGUGUGUGGAUAUACAUAUACAUGCAGAAGGAUUAAUGUUUAAAAUUUAAAACGUAUGGGUAACAAAACAUGAAUGGUCUCUGACUUUUGCCAAGUAGGACAUUCAAGUCAAAAUUAAGUGAAAUCUUGAGUCGAAAGAAAGAAAGUCUUGUUUCUAAAUGUCGCUACCACAGAGUGAGAGUAAUGGAUAUCAAGGAAGAAGAGUGUCUUUUCCAUCAAACAAAUAACAUCCUCCCCUGCUUCGGAAGACUGCGAACCGAAGGGAUGUGGAGACGCCCAAUAGAAAAGGAAAUCUGGAGAUGCCUUAAUGUAGGAGAGCAAAGGUUUAACGGCAAACUAGGCUCUGGGUGGGGAGGGCAUUUUUUCUGGAUAUGUGAUAUAUUUUGUAAUUGGUUUAGGCUGGAAAGCAUUUUGCAAGUGUGAAUGACAUCCGGUUUUACAUCCGGUUUCACCGCACACACUGACAUUUUUUCUUCAUUUUACAAAACGCUUUUCACCCCGAAGGUUAAUCUGGUUGCUCAGCAGACAUGACGGCCUCGAUGGCCAUCGUAGGACACUUUCUCCUGUAUCAUAGCAUAGUGGGGUGGGGGUUAUCUAGUGUAAUGAAGAUAAUUUGAUAUGAAAAUAUUUUGUAUGUAUAUUUUUACUUUGUUUUCUUAAGUGCCGUUGGCAGUUGCAGUAAGCCCUAGGUGAGAUGUGUAAGUGCUGACUGUAUGAGUGGAUGAAGUAUUGGGUUCUUCUGGUGCAUCCUUGAUACUCUGAGAUCCGGGAUGCGAAGUGGGAGUCACUACAAAACAAGCCUGCCCAGAUGUAUGUGAAGGCAGUGAGAAACAAGAACGAAUACUUCACUCUUUUUCAUACUAUUAUAAGUUAUUCUGGUAUUAAAUAUUUUAAUAAAAAUGUUCUUGUUUUAACAUGUUGCAAUUAGAUAAGUGAACUCUGGGUUGUAUUUUAUUUGAAAUUGUCAUGUUUUAUUUUUUCCGUCCUUUGGGGGAAAAUUCAGCUAAUUUGUUCUGUAUUAUGAACACAAACCAAUGAGAGGAUACUAUCCCAUAAUUUCUGUAAAGUAACAAAGCUUGGAGUCUGGCCUAUGCACACAUGAAAAAUAGGUAAUUAGCAUAUUCUGGGCAAUGUCUCCAAUUGCAAUCAUUUUUAAUUUAUUAUUUUUCUUGUGUUGCUGUUGUUUUAUCUGGAAAUCAGAGUCCCCUGUCCCUCAAAAGAACCUUGAACAAUGCCAAGCCAGCAGCCGAGAGAGAGAGCUUGGCUGACAUGUAAUUUAUAUGAAAGAGAAAGAGACUCGCUCUCAUUUUACAGUUGUAUUUGAAUAAAAUUAAAAUCUGUCAGGAGUUCUUGACAGAUUUAAAAUAAAAGUUCAUUUCUAGAC